AUGCUGGUGCUCAACGCCAACGAGGCGAUUCAUCAUGGACGUGGCACCAUUAACCACCAGUCAAUCACCGAGUUCACAAAUGUCGAUAUCGUUGUGUGGUGGGAGGGUGGUGAGGGUGAACCCUCCAACACGAUGAGCCCCGAGAUAUUCGGUCACAGCUUUACCAACUCCUCCGAUCCGAACUGGGUUCCAGAACCCGGUACUCGAGGAACUUUCAGCAUUCUGUCCGUAUGUCUCGUCACGCUCGGCCUCUGCGUGUGGACGGCAAUACACUUGAAUGUGCCCGAGCACAAGGAACCCGGCUGGAAACAGCUGAUGCGGAAAAUUGGGUGGCUGGUGUUUAGUUUGUUGAGUCCGGAGAUUAUUGCCUAUACGGCCUAUCAGCAAUAUGUGCAGGCUAGGUCGCUCGUCAACACAAUGAAUAAACAGGACAAUGAGCAUGACAGUGACUCGUUAAGCGAAAGUGAUUCACUCUACCAUGAUGGCCCGCCGUCUAACAGUAAGGGUUUGAUGGACAUCCUGGUAUCCUGGCUACAUCCUGGUAUCCUGGCUACCCUGGCUAUCACGACGCCGUCAAGGGGACGAAGAGGUGAUACUGUUGAAAAGUGGACCAUGGUACAUGGGUUCCUGGCAGUGAUGGGAGGCAUUGCGAUUGAGAUUAGGGACAGUGAUCCUAAAGUCGAUGAUGCAGACAGGAUGAUGAAUUUCCUCCCAGCCCAGGAAUUUACCAGCGUUAAAUGGAAACGCAAACGGCUCACCAUCAACAAAAGUCAACGGCAACGCACGCGGCUCACGUUGACCCCAAAGGGGUUACAGUUCUUGCAGGAAAAUGGCCAUGAAAUGUUGAUUCCUGAUCUUUCCGAGAACAGGAUCAAAGACAAAAGCAAAGGAAGCGCCCUCGCGAAGACGCUUGUCUGCAUCCAAGCAUCCUGGUUUUGUGUCCAAUGUCUCACACGAUUUGCGCAAGGCUUAGCAAUCAGUCUGCUCGAACUCAACACGCUCGGUCAUGCAAUUUGCACCUUGUUUAAUUACGCGCUAUGGUGGAAUAAACCCCUCGAUAUCGUCGAGCCUGAAACAGUCUUGAUUCACCCCAGCAGAAAGCGCGAAGAACUGGAAAAGGCCAAGCUCAUCGCAGCCAUGUGCUCUGCGAGCAGGUUGGACAAGGAAGCAUCGGAAUCGGAUCAUCUCCACUUCGAUGGCGAGAUGUUCGCCUUUCCUGUGCACUGUGGCACGAAAGAUGGGCCUGAUUCCCAUGUUGACUUGUCCGGGCGGCCCUUGAGAGAGAAGCGAUAUAGGCUCAAUAUGAGGGACAUAAACCCUAAAGAGCGCUAUAAAACCCGGCAAGGAGUAACUGAAGACACCCACCUCGACGAUGAGGACACAAUCAUUCUUGGACCUUUUUUUGAAACGAUGUUCCAUGGUGGUAUCAAUGCGAAUAUGUGA
This is a messenger RNA of Neurospora tetraspora, 1443 nucleotides long. RefSeq lists its product as uncharacterized. The transcript has 5 exons. The coding region runs from base 1 to 1443 and encodes 480 amino acids. The record is from RefSeq and is a predicted model, not a curated record. NCBI's taxonomy places the organism in Eukaryota, Fungi, Ascomycota, Sordariomycetes, Sordariales, Sordariaceae.